This is a messenger RNA of Equus quagga, 2942 nucleotides long. It is a transcript of the gene TRPV6, whose product is annotated as transient receptor potential cation channel subfamily V member 6. Gene Ontology annotation, molecular function: calcium channel activity; protein binding. The record is from RefSeq and is a predicted model, not a curated record. Gene Ontology annotation, biological process: calcium ion import across plasma membrane. The transcript is spliced from 15 exons. Lineage: Eukaryota; Metazoa; Chordata; Mammalia; Perissodactyla; Equidae. Bases 285 to 2498 code for a protein of 737 amino acids. Gene Ontology annotation, cellular component: membrane.
GGAGUGUCUGCAAGGCUCGCCCUCACUCCCAGAAGGAGCUCCUGACAGAGGAGCCUGGCGGAGGGAGUCCCGCUUCUGCCAAGCACAACAAACUUGGAGCUCUCCCCAGUCUGGCUGGUGUGCCUCAGGGAGACUCCUGCCAGGACCAGGGAGGUAGGAGACGGAGGGACCUCUACCGGGAGAGAGCAGGCCAGCUCCGGAGGGGGGCCCAUGUGGCCCCAAGGCUGAGUCCUGUCAGGGUCUGGGCUUGGCCUCAGCCCUCCAAGGAGCCGGCCCUACACUCCAUGGGUUUGCCGUUCCCCAAGGAAAAGGGGCUCAUUCUCUGCCUGUGGAGAAAGUUCUGUAGAUGGUUCCAGAGACAGGAGUCCUGGGCUCAGAGCCAAGAUGAGCAGUACCUGCUGCAGCAGAAGAGGAUCUGGGAGUACCCUCUCCUUCUAGCUGCCAAAGAGAAUGAUGUAAAGGCUCUCAACAAGCUGCUCAAGAAUGGGGCCUGUGAGGUGCUCCAGAGAGGAGCCAUGGGGGAGACAGCACUGCACAUAGCUGCUCUCUCUGACAACUUGGAGGCGGCCUUGGUGCUGAUGGAGGCUGCCCCGGAACUUGUCUUUGAGCCCAUGACAUCUGAGCUCUUUGAGGGUCAAACUGCAUUGCAUAUAGCCAUUAUGAAUCAGAAUGUGAACUUGGUGAGAGCCCUGCUUGCCCACGGGGCCAGUGUUUCUGCCAGAGCUACAGGCACAGCUUUCCACCGCAGCCCCCAUAACUGUAUCUACUUUGGGGAGCACCCUUUGUCCUUUGCUGCCUGUGUAGGCAGUGAAGAGAUUGUGAGGCUGCUUAUUGAGCAUGGAGCCGACAUCCGGGCCCAGGACUCCCUAGGAAACACAGUGUUGCACAUCCUCAUCCUCCAGCCCAACAAAACCUUUGCCUGCCAGAUGUACAACCUGCUGCUGUCCUAUGAUGGGCGCAGGAACCACCUGCAGUCCCUGGACCUUGUGCCCAAUCUCCAAGGUCUCACCCCCUUCAAGCUGGCCGGAGUGGAGGGCAACACUGUGAUGUUCCAGCACCUGAUGCAGAAGCGGAAGCAUAUCCAGUGGACAUGUGGGCCGCUGACCUCCACUAUCUAUGACAUCACGGAGAUUGACUCCUCGGGGGAUGAGCAAUCUCUGCUGGAACUUAUUGUUACCACCAAGAAGCGGGAGGCUCGCCAGAUCCUGGACCAGACGCCGGUGAAGGAGCUGGUGAGCCUCAAGUGGAAAAGAUAUGGGCAGCCAUACUUCUGCAUGCUGGGUGCCAUUUACCUGCUGUACAUGAUCUGCUUCACCAUGUGCUGCAUCUACCGCCCCCUCAAGCCCAUCACCAGUAACUGCACUGGCGCCGAGGACAUCAUUAUUCUACAGCAGAAGCUGCUCCAGGAGGCCUACUUGACCCCUAAGGAUGGCAUCCGACUGGUGGGGGAGCUGGUGAGUGUCGUUGGAGCUGUGAUCCUUCUGCUUGCAGAGAUUCCAGACAUCUUGAGAGUGGGGUUCACUUGCUUCUUUGGACAGACCAUCCUUGGAGGACCGUUCCAUGUCAUCACGAUCACCUAUUCCUCCAUGGUGCUGGUGACCAUGGUGAUGCGGCUCACUAACACCGAAGGAGAGGCAGUGCCCAUGUCCUUUGCCCUGGUACUGGGCUGGUGCAACGUCAUGUACUUUGCCCGAGGAUUCCAGAUGCUGGGCCCCUUCACCAUCAUGAUCCAGAAGAUGAUUUUUGGUGACCUGAUGCGAUUCUGCUGGCUGAUGGCAGUGGUCAUCCUGGGCUUUGCCUCAGCCUUCUAUAUCAUCUUCCAGACAGAGUCCCCCAAAGAGCUGGGCCAUUUCCACGAUUACCCCAUGGCACUGUUCAGCACCUUUGAGCUCUUCCUCACCGUCAUCGAUGGCCCUGCCAACUAUGACGUGAAUCUGCCCUUCAUGUACAGCCUCACCUAUGCUGCCUUCGCCAUCAUCGCCACGCUGCUCAUGCUCAACCUCCUUAUCGCCAUGAUGGGUGACACUCACUGGAGGGUGGCCCAUGAGCGGGAUGAGCUCUGGAGGGCCCAGGUCGUGGCCACCACAGUGAUGCUGGAGCGGAAGAUGCCUCGCUGCCUGUGGCCUCGGUCCGGGAUCUGCGGGCGGGAGUAUGGACUGGGGGACCGCUGGUUCCUGCGGGUGGAAGACAAACAGGAUCUCAACCAGCAGCGACUCCGGCGCUAUGCACAGAUCUUCCACAACCUGGGCUCCGACGAUGAGGUGGACAAGGAAUCGGAGCUGGGCAAAGAAUCGGAGCUGGACAAAGAUGCUGAAAGACUGCAGCUGGGCCUCCCCUUCAGCCCCUACCUGUCCCUUGCUACCCCCUCGGUGUCUCGGAGUACCUCCCGUAGCAGCACCAACUGGGAGAGGCUUCGGCAGGGGACCCUAGGGAGAGAAUUGAAGGGAGCGCUCAACAGGGGUUUGGAAGAUGGGGAGGGCUGGGAAUAUCAGAUCUGAGAGCUGCAGAUGCCCUCAUUUUCCUGGGAGCAUCACAAACACGAAAACAAAACCCCAAAUACUUAAAAGUCUAAUGUCUCAGGUCAGAGGGGAAAGGAAAGUAGAAUGCACUAGGAAUGGGAAUAACUGUGCCCACGUCUCCACUACUCCUUCGGCUCUGGGGCAAAUGGCACUCAAGGAAGUGGCCCACGCCUCACCCCAAGCACAGGCUGAGUGCGAAAGCCAAUGAGGCCCCGGCCUGUGCCCGCUCUUGGGCCUUACUGAAGUACUCUGCACUGUCGGAGCCAAGCACUUUAAGGACAGGCAUCCAGUCUCCACCUCAGUGUCCGAGGGGGUGGGGAGAGCCCAGGCAUUUGUGGGGAGGCUUGCGGAAAGUGUGUGAGCGAGGAAAGAGGUACCACUUUGAGGGUGGGGUGAAGCUGGCUGUGUCUUGCUAACUUCUAC